This is a messenger RNA of Carcharodon carcharias (great white shark), 1935 nucleotides long. Its product is annotated as G-protein coupled receptor family C group 5 member B-like. The coding region runs from base 179 to 1342 and encodes 387 amino acids. Gene Ontology annotation, molecular function: protein kinase activator activity; G protein-coupled receptor activity. The record is from RefSeq and is a predicted model, not a curated record. Gene Ontology annotation, biological process: G protein-coupled receptor signaling pathway. The transcript has 4 exons. NCBI's taxonomy places the organism in Eukaryota, Metazoa, Chordata, Chondrichthyes, Lamniformes, Lamnidae. Gene Ontology annotation, cellular component: plasma membrane; signaling receptor complex; extracellular exosome.
GCAAAAGCCACAAGCGCAACAGCAACUCCCUGAAAACCAGGCGGAACCGCAGAGAGGGUUGACGUAACACCUGGACACACCUGGAGGAUAUAAAGCAGCCGCGGACAUUGCGGAUUGACCAUUGCAUUCAGACACUCCGCGUUAGAAACACUGAGAGUAACGUGAACAAACUACCAGGAUGAAUAUGAAGAUGUUCUCAGUGUUACCCAUUUUGCUUCUACUAUCUAUUGACUGUAAAUCUGCUCUGGCCACUGUUCCCAGAGGCUGUGGCUCUAACCUCCAGUCGGUUUAUUUCAAUCUGUGCGACCUAGACGCUGUUUGGGGGAUUGUUCUGGAAGCCAUUGCUGCUGUAGGAAUUGUCAUCACCCUGAUAUUAAUUAUGGUUCUGCUGGGCAUCACACCGUUCAUUUUAGACAAGAGGAAGAAAGCCUGUGUACCCAUCCAGUGCAUUUUCCUAAACGGCACACUGGGAAUUUUUGGCCUGACCUUUGCUUUCAUCAUCAAAUUGGAUCAGAUGACACUUCCUACCCGAAUCUUCCUCUGGGGAGUGCUCUUCGCGAUAUGUUUCGCCUGUCUGUUGGCCCAUGUGUGGCGGUUGCUGAGGCUGGUGCAUACAGGAGAAGGUCCCAAAACCUGUUACAUGAUUGGCCUGGUUCUGAUUCUAACUCUGGUACAAGUCAUCAUUGCCAUUGAGUAUCUGGUGCUUGUCACUGUCCGAUUCUGUAACAACUGUGCCUAUGAUAGCAAAGACUUUGUCAUGCUGCUAAUCUACGUUAUGUUUCUAAUGGCUCUGACUUUCAUCCUUUCCAUCUUCACUUUCUGUGGCAAUUAUAGAAAAUGGAAGAAACAUGGUGCACACAUAUUCGUUACCAUGUUCUUCUCAAUAUCUAUCUGGGUGGUGUGGAUCGUUAUGUUUGUCCGUGGUAAUGCAGAGUUGAACAAGAAACUGGAAUGGGAUGAUCCAACCCUCAGCAUUGCACUGGUUGCCAAUGGUUGGGUUUUUAUCCUGUUCUACAUGCUUCCAGAACUCCGACACAUCACCUGCCCUGCAAAGCCCGAAGAUGAACCACAAGAAAGUGUAGCUUCCAAUCCGCAGAACGUGGGACUGAAGGGGGUGGACAAUCAGGUCUUCUUCUUGGAGGAGCCAAGCAGAGGAUUCUCUGGGAAUCUUGACCAUGUUCCCUCACCCUCAUACCGAAGUCCUUCACCAAUAGGCCACAAUAUGUAUGUUUCACCGCAGGAUUUUACAAUCCCUCGACCUCACACCAGAUCCAGCUACCACCCCACGCCCCUCCUGCAAGAUCCCUACCUCAACUACCAGAACAGGCAGACAGCAUUCUAGAACAUUCAGGACCUCACACAGGCAACAGGCCGGGCAGGUCCUGUUACAGAGCUGCCCACUUCACUCACCCACUUCUCCCAGCGAUAUGUUGACAGAGACUCUUCAGCGAGCUGUAAAGCUCCUGGAGACUUUGGCCUAUUAAUAUGGAGAAGCUUUUCCCUUGAUUUCUGUGAAGUAUUUACAGGUGACAAUGAUCAGUCUCUGGCCGCUGCUCAAAGUGCUGGUGCUGUGAACCCUCAGGCCAUUAGCAUUGCUUUGUUAAUUGUUGAAUAUUACAGGAAGAAAUAUAUAUUUAUAUAUCUGUGCAUAAGUCAGAGGGAGAAAUCCCCAUCUCUGAGCAGCCAAAUGCAUUCAAUCCACAUCUUUUCUAAAAAUAGAGUUCUGUAAUAUACAAGGUCAGAGGUGACUUUCUACUGACCCUUGUGAUCUACCUGUCUGCAUUUGCAGAAUUUAAUGAAAUGUAAUUAGUGUAUAACUGUAAAUUCUUGUUCUGAUGUAAAUAUUUAUUUAAAUUUAGAUGUCAGUGAUUUUUAACUAUUAUGUAUCACUGGAAUGAAGCAUUUUUGUAGCUGCAAUAAAGUUUAUUUAAAGGA